CUCAGUAUAAUAUCAACAAUGAAAAUGAUAAUAACAACGUUAUGCUGCAAAUAUUUUUGCUAAAUAAUAUACCGGGACGUGAAAAACGUGAAUUAUAUCCCGGAUUAAUACGCUGUUGUCGUAAUCGAUUCAUAAUGAAUCGAGGCGAACAGGAAACACUGUUUCGACAAAGCCGACAGAUGACAAGAAUUGUACCGUCUCGUGAGGAUCUUGUAUUGAGUGUACUUAAAUCACCAAUCAAUCAACAACAACAGCAACAACAACAACAUCAACAACAUUCACAACAACAACAACAACAAUAUCGACAUUCAGCACAUUAUCCUCUUAGUCCACAGGAUCAUGUCAAUUGUCAAUCACAUAAAAAAAGUACUCGUUCAGGUCAAACGUAUGAUGAGGAUGAAGAAGAAGAAGAUGAUGAUGAUAAUCUACCACGAAUUCGUGGACAAUGUUCAAGAUUAACAGAAAAACGUUACAGUGCAGCAGCAGCAUAUGCUGCAUUACAAGGAAGUGAAGAUGAACUUGUUGCAUGUGAAUCUGAAGAUUUAAUGUUAAAAACACCAGGAAGUGAAACAGAAGAUACUGAUAAUGGUGUUGUUAUUGAUGAACCAAUACGUAAAUUUCAAUUUUUACGACGUUUUAGAUCACCAAGAUUUGGUGAAGCACAUCAUAAAAGAGUACCAACACCAAUGAAAAGAAAACAUAGAAGAAAAAAAAAUAAAGAUGAUCUUACAAGUGAUGAUGUUAAUGUUGGUGAUGCUGAAGAAGAAGAAGAAACAACAAUACCAGUACAAGCUGGUGUACCUGAUCCAUAUUAUCCAAUUUAUUUACCAAUUGAUCAAGCAUUUAAAGCUAAAUAUGUAUUUCAUCAUAAAAAAGGAAAAACAUUUCAAGAACGUCUUUAUGUUUUUCUUGAACAUCCUGGUGGUUGGAUAUGUUUUAUUUAUCACUUUACUGUGUUCAUGGUGGUAUUGGUGUGUCUCAUAUUCAGUGUUUUGUCAACAAUUGAACAGUACAGUAAUUUUGCAAAUGAAACUUUAUUUUGGAUGGAAAUAUGUCUUGUGGUAUUUUUCGGUGUCGAAUACUGUGUAAGACUAUGGAGUGCUGGUUGUCGAUCAAAGUACAUGGGCUGUUGCGGACGUUUUCGAUUUAUACGAAAACCAAUUUGUAUAAUAGAUUUAAUUGUUGUCGUUGCUUCCAUGGUCGUACUAACACUUGGCAGCAAUGGACAAGUAUUUGCAACAUCAGCAAUACGUGGAAUUCGUUUUUUGCAAAUUCUUCGAAUGCUACAUGUCGAUCGUCAAGGUGGUACUUGGCGACUACUUGGAUCAGUUGUUUUUAUUCAUCGUCAGGAAUUGAUAACAACUCUUUAUAUAGGAUUUCUGGGUUUAAUAUUCAGCAGUUAUUUUGUUUAUCUUGCGGAAAAAGAUGCUGUUGGACCAGAUGGAAAAACAGAUUUUUCCAGUUAUGCAAUAACAGUAACUACAAUUGGCUACGGUGACACAGUUCCACAAACCUGGAUGGGAAAAAUUGUAGCCUCAUGCUUUAGUGUGUUUGCAAUUUCCUUUUUCGCACUUCCAGCUGGUAUUCUUGGUUCUGGUUUUGCAUUAAAAGUACAACAAAAACAACGUCAAAAGCACUUUAAUCGUCAGAUACCAGCAGCAGCAAUGUUGAUUCAAUGUCUUUGGCGAUGUUAUGCUGCAGACAAAGCCAUCAAUAGCGUUGCAACAUGGAAUAUUUAUAUAAAAGAUCCAACACCAGCUGGUCAACCAUCAACUCCACUUGGAAAGUUGAUUUGUAUAAAGAAGAUGUCUCUGAUGAUCCAGGUGGCCAAGAAGGCGAGUGUGCUGAAACGACGAAAAUCAAGAAAUCGAAUGGAUGUACAAAACCAACAACAACAACAACAAAGUGGAACAGUACCGACAAUUAAUACAGCAAGUGGUACAUCAACUGGACAAAAUGAUGCACAACGUGUUGAUAAUGAAGGUGAUGUUGUAUUUUACAUGGAAGAACCAAAAGCUGGUACACCAAAUCGUGCUAGACGAGACAAUCGGGGUAGUAUUUUCAUGUCACAAACGAGCUCAGUUACUGAAGCUGCCAGUGAUGAAAUAGACAUUGAUAUUGAUGAACCCCAACGAGUUACAACACUCACAGAAGCACAUCGAAAUGCAAUUAGAGCCAUUAGAAAAAUCAAAUAUUUUGUGGCACGUAGAAAAUUUCAACAAGCCAGAAAACCUUAUGAUGUCAGAGAUGUAAUUGAGCAAUACAGUCAGGGACACUUAAAUAUGAUGGUGCGAAUAAAGGAGUUGCAGAGAAGAUUGGAUCAAACCCUUGGUAAGCCGGGUAGUUACCUAGCUGGAAUUGAUCGGGCAGGAAACAUUAAACCCAUGACCAUUGGUGCACGUCUAUAUCGAGUUGAACAGCAGCUGUCGGUUAUGGAUAAAAAAAUCGAUCAACUAGUCUACGUUCUCAACGCUGUUGCCCAAAAACAACAAAUACCAUUGCGAAGUAUCGAGGAUGACGUGUAACAGAACGCCCCGAGUAUAUUAAUAAUACCAUCAUUAUGUUUCAAAAUAUAAUUAAAAGUUUUUUUAAAAUCCGUAUUUCCGUAAUUAAAUACUCAAAAAAAAGAAGAGCCCCCUCACAAUGAAUAACACAAAUAAUUACUAUUGUUCACAACGAGCUUUAUGGGCAUAUCGAAUAUUACAUAAACGAGUUAAAAAUAUUUUAAAAAUCUUAAUAGUUGAAAUAAUAGUUGAUAAAUUAUUUUUAAAGCCAAUGAGCUUUAUAUUUUAUUCCCAAAGUCACUUAAUAAUUGCCUCGACACGAGGAAAUGUUUAUCAAGUUUAUCGUGAGACAGCUGAUACGCACAUGCUCGACGAAAGAAAAAUGAAAAUAUUCAAACAAACAACACGUACAAGAUACGGAUAUAAAUAUUUUAUUAACGAUCAAUUUAUAAAUAAUUCUUUCUUU
Molecule: messenger RNA, 2970 nt
Organism: Aphidius gifuensis
Lineage: Eukaryota; Metazoa; Arthropoda; Insecta; Hymenoptera; Braconidae
Gene: KCNQ
Product: potassium voltage-gated channel subfamily KQT member 1-like
Exons: 14
Coding region: 42-2525 (827 amino acids)
Biological process (GO): transmembrane transport; potassium ion transport
Cellular component (GO): membrane
Molecular function (GO): voltage-gated potassium channel activity
Source: RefSeq, a predicted model, not a curated record